Molecule: messenger RNA, 588 nt
Organism: Indicator indicator
Lineage: Eukaryota; Metazoa; Chordata; Aves; Piciformes; Indicatoridae
Gene: PTPRCAP
Product: protein tyrosine phosphatase receptor type C associated protein
Exons: 2
Coding region: 1-588 (195 amino acids)
Cellular component (GO): plasma membrane
Source: RefSeq, a predicted model, not a curated record
AUGGGGGGGCUGUGGGCUGCAGCGUGGUGGCACCCGCUGGCACCCGUGCUGCUGGCACUGCUGGAGCUGGUGGCAGCAGGUGACCCAGUGGCGAGCCGCAGCGACCGGGCAGUGGGCACCUUAGUGGGCAUCCUGCUGUGUUUGGUGGUGGGGUUGGCACUAGCCUGGCACCACCUUUGCCGGCUCUCGCCCGGGCGCUACCAUCCUCGGCCCAUGGGCCGCCGGGCACUGGCAGUGCUGCGGGGAGGCUGGCACCGGCUGCAGGGACGGCGGAGGGACACCAUGGUGCUGCCUGGGGAUGGGGAGGACACGACCGCGGCAGAGGAGGUGGUGGUGGUGAUGGCAGCUCGGGAUGAGGAGGAAGAGUUGAUGCCAUGGAGUCAGGAGCUCAGGCCUCAGGAGGAAGAGGAGGAAGAGGAGCAGAAGGAGAAGGAGGAGCAGCAGGAGGAAGAGGAGGAAGCUACAGGCAGCCCCCCAGAUGUGGGGCAGGUGGCAGAGGGCAGCACCGAGGCCCUGCUCAGUGACCUUCACUCCUUCUCGGGCACUGCGACGUGGGGGGACAUACGGCCACAUGUCACUGCCCUGUGA